UGAGCUAAUAAAUUUAAAAUAAGCAUUAUUUAUGAAGACAUAGAUUGUGAUAGUUAAAAUUAUGAUUAGAUGGAUGCGAAGAAUGUAGACAUUGACGAUCAUGCUUCUUGGCCUGAGGCUAUUGAAUCACAUUAUAUUGGUCUUUUGUAUGAAGAGGCUAAAAAAUGAUUCCAAACAACAACCAUGGACAAAAAAGGAUGGCUAAAAAUAGAAAAUGACAUAUUUAAUUCUUUUGAAAGAGAUAUAAAAUGCCUCAAUUGAAAUCCAAAUUCAAUCGGUUGAGAAAGGCACAUCGAGAAUUUUCUCAUCUUUUGGAACAAACUGGUAUGGGAUGGGAUCCUCAAACAAAUACUGUUACAACAAGUGAUGAAGUAUGGGACACUUAUCUAAAGAAAUAUCCAAAUGCCAAGAGAUUUCGAAAAAAAGGAUUGCAACAUUAUGAGAUGCUUGGAGAAAUAUUCAAUAAUACAACAACCACUGGUGGUAUGAGUUAUGCCUCCACUCAACUUCCGCCUUCUUUAGUUGAGGAACGCCAACAAGAGCGUCAUUUUGUUGGCACUGGAGCACAUGUUGAUAUUGAUCUUGAAUUUGAUGGUGAUAAUUAUGGAGAGGAAGAAGAAGUUACUGGUGUACGUCAUCGAGCUACUUCUGCUCCACCAGAUGCACCAAAACCAAAAGAGAAAAAGAACAAAGGGGCUAAUUCUACCUUCGACCAAGUGAUGGGAGAACUUGCAAAAAGAAUUUCUGCUAAGAUUGAGGCAUCAUUAACACGGAGUGAGACUAUACGUAAGUAUUAUGAAUCGAGAGAAAAAAGAAUUAGCGAGGAAACCAGCAAUGUCACUAAUUCUUACAAUGUGGAAGAUUGUCAAAGCAUUCUUGAUGGUAUUCCAGAUCUGGAUAACAAAAUAUACCUCAAAACGUUGCAUGAGUUUGUAGCAACCCUUGAAUGGCGCGGAAUAUUCAUGAGAAUGAAUGAGGAGCGUCGACGUGCUUAUCUUGAUUCAUUGUUGGAGUGA
This is a messenger RNA of Humulus lupulus (European hop), 1016 nucleotides long. RefSeq lists its product as uncharacterized. The record is from RefSeq and is a predicted model, not a curated record. Bases 249 to 1016 code for a protein of 255 amino acids. NCBI's taxonomy places the organism in Eukaryota, Viridiplantae, Streptophyta, Magnoliopsida, Rosales, Cannabaceae. The transcript has 2 exons.